Messenger RNA from Equus quagga, 8640 nucleotides. RefSeq names its product PHD finger protein 20 like 1 (gene PHF20L1). Lineage: Eukaryota; Metazoa; Chordata; Mammalia; Perissodactyla; Equidae. Gene Ontology annotation, cellular component: NSL complex. The coding region runs from base 312 to 3368 and encodes 1018 amino acids. The record is from RefSeq and is a predicted model, not a curated record. Gene Ontology annotation, biological process: regulation of transcription by RNA polymerase II. The transcript is spliced from 21 exons.
CCCGGCGUCGCGUCAGGGCUGGCCGGUGGCGGCGGUGGCGGCGGCAGCGGAGGAGGCGAUGGCAGCGGACACCGAGCGGGCUUGAGAGCUCAGACUUGCUCCCUCCCGCGCGACCUCGGGCCCGACGCGGAGCUGCGGCCCGAGCUCGCUCCGCUCCUGCUCCCUCCCCGGCCGCUGCCUGGGCGGAGGCGGAGGCGGAGGCCCGGGCUGGCCGCCCUGCUCGUGCCCCGGCUCGGCCCCGGACGACCCGGCUGCUGUGCGGAGAGGAGGCCGAGUCGUGAAAAGAAAAUAUUGAAGAAUAGGAUCUCAAGAUGAGCAAAAAGCCCCCAAAUCGUCCUGGAAUCACUUUUGAGAUUGGUGCUCGUUUGGAGGCACUGGACUAUUUACAAAAAUGGUAUCCAUCACGAAUUGAAAAAAUUGACUAUGAGGAGGGAAAGAUGUUGGUCCAUUUUGAGCGCUGGAGUCAUCGUUAUGAUGAAUGGAUUUACUGGGAUAGUAACAGAUUGCGACCCCUUGAGAGACCUGCAUUAAGAAAAGAAGGGCUGAAAGAUGAGGAGGAUUUCUUUGAUUUUAAAGCCGGAGAAGAAGUUCUGGCUCGUUGGACAGACUGUCGCUAUUACCCUGCCAAGAUUGAAGCAAUUAACAAAGAAGGAACAUUCACAGUUCAGUUUUAUGAUGGAGUAAUUCGUUGUUUAAAAAGAAUGCACAUUAAAGCCAUGCCUGAGGAUGCUAAGGGGCAGGUGAAAUCCCAGCAUCCACUAAGCUGGUGUUGUCCUAUCGACCCAGCUGGAUCGUGUAACCAGUCUAUGGGAAGUGAGGAUUGGAUAGCUUUAGUCAAAGCAGCUGCUGCAGCUGCAGCCAAGAAUAAAACAGGGAACAAACCUCGAACCAGCGCUAACAGCAAUAAAGAUAAAGAGAAAGAGGAGAGAAAAUGGUUUAAAGUACCUUCAAAAAAGGAAGAAACUUCAACUUCCGUAGCCACUCCAGAAGUUGAGAAGAAGGAAGAUCUGCCCACAUCUAGCGAAACAUUUGGACUUCAUGUAGAGAACGUUCCAAAGAUGGUCUUUCCACAGCCAGAGAGCACAUUAUCAAACAAGAGGAAAAAUAAUCAAGGCAACUCCUUUCAGGCAAAGAGAGCUCGACUUAACAAGAUUACUGGUUUGUUGGCAUCCAAAGCUGUUGGGGUGGAUGGUGCUGAAAAAAAGGAAGACUGCAAUGAAACGGCUCCAAUGCUGGAGCAGGCGAUUGCACCUAAACCUCAAAGUCAGAAAAAAAAUGAAGCUGACAUUAGCAGUUCUGCCAACACUCAGAAACCUGCACUGUUAUCCUCAACUUUGUCUUCAGGGAAGGCUCGCAGCAAGAAAUGCAAACAUGAAUCUGGAGAUUCUUCUGGGUGUAUAAAACCCCCUAAAUCACCACUUUCCCCAGAGUUAAUACAAGUCGAGGAUUUGACGCUUGUAUCUCAGCUUUCUUCUUCAGUGAUAAAUAAAACUAGUCCUCCACAGCCUGUGAACCCCCCUAGACCUUUCAAGCAUAGUGAGCGGAGAAGAAGAUCUCAGCGUUUAGCCACCUUGCCCAUGCCUGAUGAUUCUCUAGAAAAGAUUUCUCCUCCCUCUCCAGCCACUGAUGGGAAAGUAUUCUCUAUCAGUUCUCAAAAUCAGCAAGAAUCUUCAGUACCAGAGGUGCCUGAUGUUGCACAUUUGUCACUUGAGAAGCUGGGAUCUUAUCUUCCUCUUGACUUAAGUCGUGGUUCGGAAGUUACAGCACCGCUAGCCCCAGAUCCCUCUUACCAUAAUGAAUGUCUCAGGGCAGAAAAGGGAGAAACACAGAUGCUUACAAAUCCUUCUUCCAAAGCAAUAACUGAUGGAAGAGGAGCUCCAACAGCAUCAGGAAUAUCGAAAACAGAAAAAAAAGUGAAAUUGGAAGAAAAAAGCUCAACAACAUUUGGUAAGAGAAAAGAAAAGGAUAAAGAAAGAAAAGAGAAGAGAGACAAAGAUCACUACAAACCAAAACAGAAGAAGAAGAAGAAAAAGAAAAAGAAAUCUAAGCAGCAUGACUAUUCAGACUAUGAAGACAGUUCCCUAGAAUUUUUGGAAAGGUGCUCUUCUCCACUAACUCGAUCUUCUGGGAGUUCUCUGGCUCUGCGAAGCAUGUUUACGGAGAAAAAUACAACAUAUCAGUACCCAAGGGCAAUUUUGUCAGUUGAUCUUAGUGGUGAAAACUUAUCAGAUAUGGAAUUCCUAGAUGAUUCUUCAACCGAGAGUUUGCUUCUAAGUGGAGAUGAGUACAAUCAGGACUUUGAUUCAACCAAUUUUGAGGAAUCUCAGGACGAAGAUGAUGCUCUUAAUGAAAUUGUGAGGUGCAUUUGUGAAAUGGACGAGGAGAACGGCUUCAUGAUUCAGUGUGAGGAGUGCCUGUGCUGGCAGCACAGCGUGUGCAUGGGGCUGCUGGAGGAGAGCAUUCCAGAGCAGUACAUCUGCUACAUCUGCCGAGACCCUCCUGGUCAGAGGUGGAGUGCAAAAUACCGUUAUGAUAAGGAUUGGUUGAAUAAUGGGAGAAUGUGCGGGUUAUCGUUUUUGAAAGAAAAUUAUUCUCAUCUCAAUGCCAAAAAGAUAGUUUCCACACAUCACCUGCUUGCUGAUGUCUGUGGUGUUACAGAAGUUCUGCAUGGGCUACAGCUGAAGAUCGGGAUACUGAAGAAUAAACAUCAUCCUGACCUUCAUCUCUGGGCUUGUUCUGGGAAGCGAAAAGACCAAGAUCAAGCAAUUGCUGGGGUAGAGAAAAAAAUAACAGUGCAAGACAUAGUUAAUCUAGAAGAAAAGAAAUAUGUACAGAAUCAUAAAGACCCACCUCGUUUGCCCCUAAAAAUGGAAGGAACUUACAUAACAAGCGAGCACAGCUACCAAAAGCCACAAAGUUUUGGUCAAGAUUGCAAAUCUCUUGCAGACCCUGGGAGCUCAGAGGAUGAUGAUGUCAGUAGUUUUGAAGAAGAACAAGAAUUCCACAUGAGAGAGAAAAACCGUUUACGAUACUCAGUAAAAGAAGAUGGAAUGCUUGAAAAGAAUCCAGCUGAAAAGAAUCUGGUAUUUGUUUAUAAUGAUAAAAAGGGCACUGAAGACCCAGGAGACUCUCAUCUUCAGUGGCAGCUCAAUCUCCUUACACACAUAGAGAACGUGCAGAAUGAAGUUACCAGCAGGAUGGACCUGAUAGAAAAAGAAGUCGAUGUUCUUGAAAGCUGGCUUGAUUUCACAGGGGAGUUGGAGCCACCUGAUCCUCUCGCAAGACUGCCCCAACUGAAACGCCACAUCAAACAGCUCCUAAUGGACAUGGGCAAAGUACAACAAAUAGCAACUCUUUGCUCUGUAUGACAGCAGGGAGAACUCUGAUGACAAGAAUGUGAUCCUUCAGUUAAAUCGUCUCUGUUAUCCAUGUGACUGCUGAGUGGAUGGUUAAAAUGUUUAGUGAUGGUUGGUCAUUUACUGAUUUGUGACAUCAGUAGGAUGGCACCUUGGAAGGGAAAGUGAAGAACAACUUUAUCAAGGAAGCUGAUAUUUAAAAAUUUAUGAGCAAGCUAUUAAUGAUAGUGUGUUGUCUGCCAAGGCUCAAUGAACUAGAAUGUAAUCUAUACUGAGGGAAUUGAAUUGGCAGGAUUUUUGAGUAGUUGCUUACAUGAAGCUUGAGAUACCUGUAGAAAGAAAUAUGGUGCAUUUAUAUAGUUUUUAGUAGAAAGAUCCAUGUUUGUAAACCAGCAUUUGGCCAAAACCAAAAUUGUAGAGGAAAUUUAAAUUCUGGAGAGUUCUGUAAGGUUGCUGUAAGAACUGUCUUCUUUGUGGUUGAUCCAGCUACACUGAAGUUUAGAGUGUGUAAACUUUUAUAGGAUCAUGAGCUCUUUCUUAGGUGAUGAAUGUCCUUAAUCAGAAAACUGACAACAGAAGUCUCACUUCUGGGGAAAACAAUUGUGAAAUUCCUACUUCAUUAUGAAUAUAUUUUUAAAACGAACACCAAAUAAUUGGAAUUUAUUGCAGGCAUUAAGCUCAUUAGAACAAAGUGUCUUACAGAAGGGUCAGUGUGCCAAAUGAUGAUGAUACUGCUGGAAUGAGAAUUUCAAUGUUGGGGGAGUCCUCUCAGCCUCACGCUCGCUCCCACCGUCAGUCCAUCAGAAACGUGAGGACCAUGUGUCCCAGACAGACGCGGAUGGUCGAAUUCGGUAUUCAGGCCCCAACCUGCAGUCUGAUCCUGAGUCUGCGUGGUGUUUGCCUUCAGAAGAGAAACUAAAUCACUUCACCUGGGAUGAGGAGUGACAACUGGAUCAAAAUAAUUUCUGGCUGUGGAUUUUUUAACUGCUGGUAGUGGAAUACUGGGAAAGCUUCAUUUCUGAAGAUCAGUUUUAUUUUUAAAAAAUACAUGCGCACUCAAAACUUGAGCUUUGAUCACAAAUGGACAAAUUCCUGAAACCAAAGGCAACUAAGUUGCUGCGUUAGCUCUUGCUGGAUGUCGAGCCCAGGCCCUCCGUGUGCCAGUGCCCUAGUGAGCUGUGUGCCGCCCGCUACACACGCAGGUGUGCGUGAGCCCAUGUGCUUGUUUGAAACACUCACCGUACAUAUGUACAUAAUCGACACAUAUUUAUAUCUACACAUAUCUAGUUUUAUUACUAUAGACUAUAAGAAUUGGUGGUUAACAUGAAAUGUUACCUUUUAACAGACUUUUUAAAAAUUAGAAAUGUAUGUACAGGUUUUGAAACUUUUUUAAAAAGAGGAAAAAAGACUGUUAAGAGGAGGCUAUUUGCUGACAUAUAACACUUGAAUAUUUUAUGCCUCAUCCUGUUUGUCAGUUCUAGCGAUCUGUAUAAAUGCAUUUUAGAACUGAUGGACAGUAAACUUGAAUUUAUCUUUGAUAAGAAUACAUGCCACUGUACAUUCAGAUGUUAUUUAAAUUUUCACACACACUGUUCUAUAUGUAAGGUACUGUAUGUAAAACUCUUUAUUAAAAUGAUUCCACAUAUCCUAAAAUUUCAGCUUGCCUCUUUGCGGCCUUAUAUUUUGAUGUAAAGAUGAUUAAAAGAUUGUGCAAAACAGUCAUUAGAGAUUUUUAUUGCUUUUUGAGAUUCUCCAACUUGACAAAUGUGCCAAAGAUCAACAGACAUAAAAAUACAGUCCUGUAUAUUUACUGUAAUACAUUAACUUUGUCAGACAUCUUACUGAGAAAUGAAAAGCUUUAGUAGAGGUGAUAUUAUGGGGUAGUUGCUUAAAUUUGCAUAUUAAAGUUAAAAAAUGGUGCCUAUAUUCCAUGUGUGGAGUAAACUUGCUAAUGUUUGUAUUUCAAGAUUGAUACUGUAUCUCUUUCAUUUGUCUUUGAAAAUAAUGGCUCUAAUCUUUUCCCUAUUGUGUUUAAAUUCUAGACAUUGAAUUUAUAUCUUCCUUUUUUCACAAAUGGAGCAAAUAGCAUCCUUAACCUAUGAAUCGUGAUGUUGCCUAGAUUCUUGUCACAUACACAGGAGACCCUUUGUAGCCAGCACUGCUCGUCUUCUCAGUCCCUGGUGACCAUGGUUAUUAAUGCACAUUUGCUCAUGUAUAUCUAAAAUUAGAUCAUUUUAUUUGUUAGCCAGCAAACUGGAAGUCCCAUUAAUAAUUAGAUUACUAAAACUUUUGCUCUGCUUUUAUGUAUAUGAAUUGGAAGUCUGAGUUUUUUAUUUUAGAUUUUUAAAUCUAUAUCAAAUUAUUUGUAUGCACAUAUCCAUCGUUUAAUAUAAAGUGUAUCAACAGUUGGUUGAAGCCUUUUAGCAACUAGUGGGCUGAGCCAUUCCUUAUUAAAGAGAGAGAAUUCAGUUUUGAAAAGCUCAUUGUGAGAGGUUUCAGAUGAGUUGAUUUUCUUUCCACUUAGUCUUACUUAAAAAAAUAAACUAUAUAUUUAAGUAUAAGCAAUAAACUAGAGAGGGUGUUUCUUGAAAAGAUAACUUUUUAUUGCUGCCCAGACAGAACAGAAUGAGCAUUGUCGGGGAGGGAGCCUACUUAGUAUGUUACUGAUAAAUAUAAUUUGUGUUCCUCAUACUUGUGUGUGGUUCUACUGACUUUUUAUUUUCAAAUUUAAGAGUGAUGCACUCUUUUCCUUAAAGAAACUUGGUUAUUCUGAUAAUUUCAGGUAAAGCCCCUUUUCCUGACACUCACCUCAUUUCCACUAACUUACUUCCUCUCAGAUAUGCAUGUUCCACAUAUUCAAAAUGAAGCACUCCAUUUCCCCGCCAGUCAGCUGGAUCCCCUGCCGACUUCACUGUCUGCUGAGAGCCCUGGCCUGAAACUCACAGUCCCGCCCCUGCCCCAUGUCCAUUCACCACUAGAUGUGCUGGUCCCUCAAAAUGGGUGGUGUCAUCUUCCUCCUUUCAGUCCCACGAGUUGUCCACCAUGUUUUAUAAAGUCAUGUCCUGGAGGUAUUACUGCUGGCCUCUGAAAUACUACCUUUGUCUUCAUUCUAAUUCAUCAGAAUGGUCACUGCCAGGCCAGAGGAUUCACGCUUACCGAGUGCCUGCUCUUUGCUGGGUAUUGCACGUGUUACCUACAGUAUCUAAUUUAAAAUACAUAAAGCAAGAUCAUUUUCAAGAUGGGGAAGCUGAGGUUUAGCGACAUUUAGGAACUUGUCCUGGGUAAGACUUAAGUGGCAGGUUCAAGGUGCAAGCCCUGUGCCACUCAAGCUCAUGUUCUUUUCCCAGCAGGUGUGUUUCAACUAUAAUUGUCAUUUCUGAUUUCUCCUCUGAAACAGCUAGUACCCCUAUUUCUAACCAAAUACGAUUGCGUCAUCUGGCUCUUCUGUCCUUUACUUAACCAAUUCUCAAGUUCAUUUAAACGUGGCCUCUCUUUUAGAACAACCAUGCUCGUUUCCAUCUCUUGCCUUCAUAUCACUGCCCACUUCUGGAAAAUUCUGUGUUUUCUGUGUCUCUACAAACCCAAACAACUCUUCAAGCUUUAAUUUCUCCUCCUAAGAGGAGCAGUCCAUAAUUGAAGACCUCUUACGGUCUCCUGCAAUGUGCCAAGCUAUGGAGGAACUAGUCAGCGAAUAGUAAUUUGCUGUAGUGGAAUGGCAUGAACUUUGCAGUCCUGUGCUCAGAUUUUCACUCUGGCGGUUUGUGAGCAGUGGUCCCUCUUGAGCUUUGGUUUCCUUAUCUAUAAGAUGGGAGUAAUUCCUAACUUAGAACCAUGUUUUGAGAGUUAAAUGAAGCAAGUGAAGUACCUAAAAGCUCUUACUAAACUAUGAAGUUGGAAAUUAAAUGUAGUAGACAUAUUGAGUGUCAUCUGUGUGCCAGCCAUUAAGUUACAUGGCUGGAUAUGGAAUUAACGUUACUAAGAUCAUAGUCUAUAGGCUAAUGGAAACAAAAAACAUUUUCAAUGAGAUAGAUGAUAUCAAAGAGUACAAGGAACCAAAGAGGCAAAAGAAGGGAAAGGUAAUUAAAUUGUAGGUGGAAGGGUUUGGGGGAAAUGGAAUGUGUAUGUUAAUUAAAACAGUGGUCUUUGAAUGUUUCUGACUGUGACCUCUCUAUAGGAAUUUUGAAAAUUAUAAUCCAUUCCUGGUACCUAUUGUCUUUGGAUACCCCUGAAAGGACUUCAGUGUGUUAGUUUAGUUAAGAGAUCAUCCAAGGAAGUUGGAGUGAGGAAGAGGGAAAAGUGGGGGAGGCGAGGAGAAGCCUAUGUGCACAACUGAGGUCGCUGCUGUGGACAAUGGGGCUUUGAUUCUGCCAUUUGAAAUUGUUCUUCAGAAAUUUAAACAAUUGCACAGGAUGUGAUUUCCAGUUUGUAAAUAUUGGCAUAUUAAAAUCAACCUGUUAUCAUUUUUAAAUGUAUGCAAAAGAAUCAUACAAUUUUGCUACUUACCAAUAUCUAUUUUAAAAAUACAUGAGCAAGCUCUUCCUUAACAUUUGGAAAUCUUACAUAUUUGUAUAUUCUCUUUUUUUGCUUUUUCAUUUUACUUGCCGAUAGAAUGUUAUCUUCUUUUAUACUUACAGGUCUUUAUCUAUCAUCCUCUCAUACUUUGGUCAACACACACAAAAAGUAGUAAAUUGCAAUUUAAAAAUGUAUUUAUAGGCUUCCUAAUAGAGUAUCAAAAUACAGGAAGCAAACACUACGAUCACUGAAUAGAAAAUGGAAAAACCUACCAUUUUAGUUCAAGAUUUCAGUCCUCCUUUAACACUAAGUGAUGGAACAAGUAGACAGAAAAUCAGGAUAUAGAAGACUUGAACAAAAAUGAACACUCAACUUGACAUAAUUGACAUAGAACAUUCCAGCCAACAACACAAGAAUAAAAAUUUCAAGUGAACAAGGAACACUCAAAAAGAUGGACUAUAUCCUGGGCUAAAAACAGGUCUCAAUAUAUUUGAAAUAAUUGGAAACAUGUAUAGUAUGUUCUGUGGUGACAAUGGAAUUAAACUGGAAAUCAAUAUUAGGAAGAAUUGUGGGAAAAAAAACUAAAAUGUUUGGAAAUUAUCAGUGUACUUGUAAACAACUCACGAGUCAAAAAAGUUACAAGUAAAACUAGAAAAUUUUUAAUUGAAUGAAAAUGGAAACACAAGGUGCUAAGAUUUGUGGGAUGCAGCUCAAGCAAUAUUAGAGGGAAAUCUAGUUUUAAAUGCUUAUAUUAAAAAGAAAGUUACACGGA